GUACCUGGUAUGGGUGCUGAUGUAAGCAUCCUGAGCAAGCGCCCAAACCGAGCUGCCUGAAGCAGGCCCACGACCAUCUCGUGCUGCGGGGAGUCAAGCGAUUUUUCUAUAUAUUUUAUUCGGGGAGCUACCAGAGUCUCGGCAAUCGAAUGCCAGGUCAUCAGCUUCGGAUGCACUCCGACUCAAACUUUGCACCUUCGAUUCUUGCUGGUACUAAUUCCCGUGAAUCCCAACAAUAUCUGGCAUUUCCGACAGCGUUCACAUCUGUGGUGCCCUCUAACAGCGCGGCUGGGCAACCAUAUUUCCCGUCAUCAUCUACAGAUAACCAGAUUGGGCUUCUCUCCGGAACGGGUACAACCGUGUCGCCCGCCUCAGCUUACCCCGCUUCUGCGGAAACGGACGACGUAAAGCAACAACACUUUCUCUCCCCCCAAGAUACACUUCAUAUUAAGAACAUGAAUACCAAUUCAGCCGGCUCAAGCGGCUCGCUAACGAAGCGCCCGGCAUCAGGUCCUGAUCUUAGGAGUUCAGAUGGUAACCUGCCCAAUAAGAAGCCCAAGCUGGAGACCGAGGCUAGUCGGAGCCAUCACGACGAUCGGGAUGGGGAAGAAGAGGACGUGACUGUCUCGACCCAGCCACAAGUCAAGGUUAAGGCAACAAGGGGCUCGAGAGCAUGUACUGUUUGCCGCCGGCUGAAGAUGAAGUGCGUUGGCGCAGAAAACGGUCCACCAUGCAAGCGUUGCAUCGCGGGGAAACAUGAAUGUAUUUUCGAAGAGUCCAAUCGCGGCAAGCGAUCCUCUAAAAAACACGAAGUCCUUACCAAAUCAAUCAAAAAAAUGGAGCUUACUCUUGAAACUGUCAUGAAAAAUUUAAACAACCCCGCGCUGGCAUCGCUUAUAACACAGAGCAAUACUACGACAUUGCACGCUGCCUCCACCGACGGUGUUGCUGAGCGCUCGCAUAGUCGGAGUGCAAGCCCAAUCGUUCAGGCUAGCAAUGGGCCACACCACGCACCCCGAAUAGCGAUGGACUCUCCACUAGACGUGGUGAAUGUACACAUUCUGAGCCCCGCGAACAGCACGACCACCACUGGACGAUCGCCUCUUCCAUCCACAAAAUCCGUAACAUCAUCCAUUACAAGAGUUGCAGAUGCACGUUCUCCUUCCUCAGUCGCCGGCGCAGCCCGCUCCAUGUCAAUGUCCCAACAACCCCUUAGCCCCCAAUUAUCUUCCCACCUCCCAGACAAUAGCCUCAAUCCAUUGGGUCUUCUGGCAGAAGCGAGCCUCAGCAACCGCCGGUCGAUUCAGAAGGCUGGUGGGGUUGACGACGAUACUGAAGCAGCACAUAUGGUGGAGCAAGCUGUGAAUGGGUCUAUGGACGAAGAUGGAACAGCCAAAACAGGCCCGUAUGCUGCUCCUGGGAGGAAAGUGGGCGUGGCAAACGAUUCGUACUUCCGUCCGAGUCCGAUUAGCAUUCUGCCGUUGAGAAGGUUGUUUAUUGAGCGACAGGUUCAGCCAGAAAUGCUUGGAUUGGUCACGACAGAGGAGGUAGUUGAGUUGUUCAAAAUAUACUUCGAAAAGAUGAACCGCCAUUGUUGCUUGCUUAGUCAAGACUUUCAUACUCCCUCGCUUGUUUGCUCCAGAAGUCCUUUCUUACUAACAGUUGUGUGCUCGAUCGCAUCUAAAUUUUACACUCCCCGACCAGACUUGCAUCCGCAGCUUGUCAAAAUCUCCAGGAAACUUGCAUUCUCUGUCCCUGAAAGAGGGUUCAAGAGUCUUGAAAUCGUCCAGGCUUACCUGUUACUCGCGCUCUGGGGAUGUGGGCCCGUGGAUAGGUAUGAACAAGAUAAGACAUGGUUGUUGUUGGGUUUGGCAAUCCGGAUGGGGACCGAUUUGAAUUUGCAUCGGAAGGUAGCUGGAUUACCGUCCGAUGCCCCUCCGGCGGAGUGGAGAGCGAGAGAAAGGGAAUUAAGAAAUCGGGAGCGGACCUGGAUUUUGUGUUACGUGCUCGACAGAAGCUGUUCUGCUCAGAUGGGCAAACCACAUUCCGUUAUUGAAGAUUAUAUCAUUCGGAAUACCGCAACGUGGUAUAAACUACCCGAGUGCAGAACAACCGAUGCUGGCCUGGUUGCGUACGCGGAAUUGCAACGUAUCAUGUCGAGAAGCUUGGAUUUUCUCUACUCUGGUACCUCGACUACUUCAGGAUUGCACACGAACACCGAUUAUCUUUUGGUGAUUAAGACUAUCGAGAGUCAAAUCUUGACCUGGUCGGAUUAUUGGGAUUAUCGUAAUUUGUCCAAGAAUGGCGGUAUUGACGUGGAGCGAAUUACAGCGGCUGAAGGAUCAUAUGUCUCAACUAUGAUACGAUUUUAUCUUAAUUAUUCGAUGCUUGUAGUAAAUUCCUUUGGGCUUCAAAACGCGCUGGAGCAUGCACCGCUGGAUACAGGGCACUUCUUUGGGAGGUGUUACUCCUCUGCAGUGGCCUGCGCAGUCAUCGUGAGGGAUGAGCUCGGGCCGCAAGGUUACCUGAGGUAUUCGCCUGAUUCACAUUUUGUAUUUUCCAGUUAUGUGGUACUAAUGUUGCUCAAAGUAAGUUUAUCAACAAUUUCGCUCCUCAAAUUACCUCCUAGCCGCUGAUGGGACCCUUGUCAAUCUCCUUAGCUCAUUAGACCUGAGUUCCAGGCGUUCAUGGAGAGUGAGCAGCGCACCUUAGCCCUGGUUCUCGGUGUUGCCGAUACCCUUGAUUCGGUCGCUAUUUCACCCACGCAUACUCCCGCUCUCUACAGCACCUUCCUCC
This is a messenger RNA of Cantharellus anzutake, 2796 nucleotides long. RefSeq lists its product as uncharacterized. The transcript has 6 exons. Gene Ontology annotation, cellular component: nucleus. Gene Ontology annotation, molecular function: zinc ion binding; transcription cis-regulatory region binding; DNA-binding transcription factor activity, RNA polymerase II-specific. Gene Ontology annotation, biological process: DNA-templated transcription; regulation of DNA-templated transcription. Lineage: Eukaryota; Fungi; Basidiomycota; Agaricomycetes; Cantharellales; Hydnaceae. The record is from RefSeq and is a predicted model, not a curated record. The coding region runs from base 150 to 2636 and encodes 828 amino acids.